Molecule: messenger RNA, 909 nt
Organism: Synchytrium microbalum
Lineage: Eukaryota; Fungi; Chytridiomycota; Chytridiomycetes; Synchytriales; Synchytriaceae
Exons: 6
Coding region: 1-909 (302 amino acids)
Biological process (GO): fatty acid beta-oxidation
Cellular component (GO): mitochondrion
Molecular function (GO): enoyl-CoA hydratase activity
Source: RefSeq, a predicted model, not a curated record
AUGUCAAUUCUACGAGUAACAAGCCGACCACUAGCUAGAUUCGCUGCACCAUGCGCCGUAUCUAGUGGUCGCAUGUACAGUUCCAAGGCUGAUGACCCUGUAGUUGUUGAGCACGAUGAGGUCGAUGGCAAAAAGACUGGGGUAAUCAUUGUCAAGUUCAAUCGCCCAAAGAUACUGAAUGCUCUAACUGAAACUUCUGGAAAUUUCUUCCGUGACCUUAUGUUGGAAUUGGCAACCGACAACUCUAUUCGAUGUAUGGUGCUGACUGGCUCUGGUCGCGCAUUCAGUGCUGGGGGGGAUUUAGCAUUCUUACGUGCAAGAACACGCACUGCCCCACAAGCUAAUGCUGAAAUCAUGAGGAAGUUCUAUUCCAGAUACCUCACUGUGCGUGAAGUUCCAUUCCCUACUAUUGCAGCUAUAAACGGACCAGCCGUUGGAGCCGGCUUCUGUCUAGCUCUAGCUUGUGACAUUCGAAUGGCAACAAACGAGGCUAAAAUGGGCCUCAACUUUGUCCGUCUCGGCCUCACCCCAGGAAUGGCAGGCACACACACUCUCCCAAUAGUAACCAACCCACAAGUCGCUGCCCGAAUGGUCCUAACUGGUGACUUGGUCACUGGAGCAGAAGCCGAAAAAUUAGGAAUGAUACUCAAAGCUGUACCAUCAGAUACUUUACUACCUGAAGCGUUAGCUAUGGCUCGAAGAAUCGCUACUGCUAGUCCAGUAGCUGUACGCGCAACCACAAAAACCCUUCGCCUGAGAAUUGAUGAUGGAAUAGAAAGGGCGCUAUGGCGUGAAGCUGAUACUCAGGCUCACGCUUAUGCUACUGGUGAUAUGCAUGAAGGACUCGAUGCUGUGGAAGCCAAGAGGGAUCCUGUAUUCCCAGACUUUAGUGAAACUAUGCGCAAAUAG